AUGUGUGUUUCAGACUAUUUUGAUAUAACACUACCUAAUCAGUAUAGUUUUCUUGGAUAUUAUCAAUAUUGUAUUAAACAAACUGACUUUACAUUUUCAUUUCAAAAGGAAGCAAAUACUUUAAGAAAAAAUCUGGAAACAAUUUUGAAUAAUAGUAGUAACUCAGAAAUAAUUAAAAGCAUCAAAAGUCUAAAAGAAACUUUUAAGAAUCACCAAGCUAGAUUCCAGGAAGUUGACAAAUUCUGGAACAACAUUGAAAAUGAAUAUUUACAUGAAAAACUUAGUAUAGAGGAGAAGGAAUUGCAGUUAGAUGAGUUGGAAAUAGCUCAUGUGAUAACUCGAGGGGCUUCAAAAGCAACUGCAACAGUAAUGGAAAACAUUGAUGCAAAGCUGAAAUUUAAUCAAAAACAUAGUUUACCUGAUACAUCUAAACCUACUGAUGGAAUCAAAAAUGGAACUGUUAAAAAGAUCAAAACAAUCCAAGAGCCAUCUGCUUCCAUAAAUUGUGACAACGAAACUGAGGAAGAAGAUGAACAAAUUGAAAUGGAUCUUGCAAGUAUUAGGAAACAGUUAGAGAUGGAGCCACUUAUUGAGUGGGAGGUUCGUAAUAUAAACAUCACACAGAAGUUUCAUGAGUAUCAGCGAAGUGUUAUUGACAAAACAAUGAAGUAUGGAUUAAAGUGGAGUGACUCAUAUGAGAUUUUGAAGAAAGAUUUCACAAAAGUACAUUUAAGAGCAAAAAAGUCAAUAAAUCAACAACUGAACUCAAUAGGUGGUCCCAGUGAAGCAGGAUUGUUAACAAAUAUGGAUCCAGAUUAUACUGUUCUUGGUCCUUUCUUAAAACUAGAUUACUAA
Molecule: messenger RNA, 855 nt
Organism: Entrophospora candida
Lineage: Eukaryota; Fungi; Glomeromycota; Glomeromycetes; Entrophosporales; Entrophosporaceae
Source: the annotation of a GenBank genome assembly